Nylanderia fulva is the source of this 1100-nucleotide messenger RNA. The record is from RefSeq and is a predicted model, not a curated record. Lineage: Eukaryota; Metazoa; Arthropoda; Insecta; Hymenoptera; Formicidae.
CUGCGCCAUAUGUACUGCGCAGCUACAAGGAAGAGUCGUAUGUUUCCUGGCGGCUGAUUUUGUGGUAAUUUUCUCUCGUUACUUCAACAUACACAGUGUUGUGCAAACCACGUCGCACGAUCUCGUGGUAUCCGAUACAGAUAAUAUCCGGAUCAUCGUCAAACAAUCCUCGAUUGAAGCACUUGACGAUCAUACAAAUGGGCGCUGAAAUGAGCGGCGGAGUUUUUCCUACCACUGUUGAUGAGGGGACGGCUAUCUACAAAUUUAAAGUGACAUUGAACCAUUUUAAACCAGCUAUUUGGCGACGUGUAGAAGUUCCUGGAUAUUUUGAUUUUUCUCAGUUUGCCCAAGUCAUCAUCCAAGCCAUGGGUUGGCAUGGUGGUCAUUUACACGAGUUCUCCAAUAACAAUCACUUUCGAAUCUUGAAUAAAGAUCCCAAUGACCCGUAUUUCGGUGAAUUCGGUGAUGACCGAGAUGCAAAGGAGAUCAACAUUUCGGACAUAUUCUCAAUGACUGGCAUGAAGUCCUUGAAGUUCACAUAUGAUAUGGGAGAUAACUGGCAGCACAAAGUUCUUCUGGAGGCUGUUUUUCCCGCUGUGGCUGAUCAGGAGUACCCUGUUUGCACUGCUGGGAGAAAUGCUUGCCCACCUGAAGAUUGCGGCAGUGUAAGCGGUUAUGCUAAUUUAUUGGAGGCGAUCAAGGAUCCCAAUCACAGAGAGCACAAGGAGAUGAAAGAAUGGUUGGAUUUCUGUGGAUAUGAGAAUUUUGACCCAAAGAAGUUCAAUAAGGAUGAAGUGCACUUUUUUGAAGUGUAGAUCUGAUUACAAUGGAGUUUUCUAAUUUUCUGGCAUUUAUUUUAUUUUUAUUGUAAGUUAACAAAGCAUUGGUGAUGACCUAAUAACUUUGAUUUUUGUUUAAUGUAAUAUCCAUAUCGGUUUCAAUUUAUUUUAUUUUAUCAAUUUUCAAUUUAUUUUAUUCCCAAGGGUUUCUUUGUGUUUCAUUUAAUAUUCAUACUUGAUUGUCUGCUAGGAUUUGUUCCAUAGAUUACCAAAUGUAAUAUGGCGAAAUAAAUAUUUGCUCCCUUAAAUGAGUUAAUGAAA